AUGAAAUGUGUGAAGGGAGCAUGUACAAUAAAUGAGACCACAAUGCAGAAUACACAUUUACAUGAUCUGUUUUCCUUUUUAGAUCCCUACCAAAUACUGGGACCCACCAGCAGUAGGCUGGCAAAUCCAGGCAGCGGCCAGAUCCAGCUGUGGCAGUUUCUCCUAGAGCUGCUCUCAGACAGUGCCAACGCUAACUGUAUCACCUGGGAGGGCACCAAUGGAGAGUUCAAAAUGACAGACCCCGAUGAGGUGGCACGGAGAUGGGGUGAGCGGAAAAGCAAACCCAACAUGAACUAUGACAAAUUAAGCCGGGCGUUGAGAUACUACUAUGACAAAAAUAUUAUGACUAAGGUUCACGGCAAACGUUAUGCCUACAAAUUUGACUUUCACGGGAUUGCUCAAGCUCUGCAGCCUCAUCCCACCGAAACAUCUAUGUACAAGUAUCCAUCGGAAUUCUCAUAUAUGCCACCUUACCACACUCACCAACAGAAGGUUAACUUUGUCCCUUCGCACGCUUCGUCUAUGCCAGUAACAUCGUCUGGCUUUUUUGGACCAACGUCACCAUACUGGAGUUCACAGAAUGCAAACAUCUACCAAAACCCGGGCCUUCGGCAUCCUAACAGCCACGUCCAGCCACACCUGGGAAGCUUCUAUUAG
This is a messenger RNA of Staurois parvus, 657 nucleotides long. NCBI's taxonomy places the organism in Eukaryota, Metazoa, Chordata, Amphibia, Anura, Ranidae. The record is from the annotation of a GenBank genome assembly.